CGGCGGGGCCGGGGGAUGGACAGACAGACGGACGGACGGACAGACAGACAGGCGGGCGGACGAGGGCGCGGGACUCGGGCCGGGGGCCGCGGCCUUGCUGUCCCGGCGGGUGGGCGGGUGUCCGUCCGUCCUCUCCCGGGCCGGGCCCGCGGGGGAGGCGGCGCUGGCGGGCGGCAGCCGGGUCGGGGUCAGGCGGUCGCUCCGCCCGGCGCUCACCCGCUGUCUGUGCUGUCCCGGCGCCAGGUGCAGGCGCGGCGGCCUUCGGCGCCGACCCUCUCUCCCUCCGUGCCGGCGCCAUGGCCAUGAGGGAGCUGGUGGAGCCGGAGUGCGGGGGCUCCAACCCCCUGAUGAAGCUGGCGGGGCACUUCACCCAGGACAAGGCCCUGCGGCAGGAAGGGCUGCAGGGCCCGCUGGCCUGGCCCCCCGGGGCGCCCGAAGCUGCAGCCGUAUCCAAACCACUGGGAGUAGCUACCGAAGAUGAGCUGGUUGGAGAGUUUCUGCAAGCUCAGAAUGCCCCUUUGCUGUCCCGUGCACCCCAGACCUUUAAGAUGGAUGACCUGUUGGCUGAGAUGCAAGAGAUUGAACAGUCAAGCUUCCGACAGGCCCCUCAGCGAGCUCCAGGUGUGGCAGCCCUGGCACUGUCUGAAAACUGGACCCAGGAAUUCUUGGCUGCAGCAGAUAAUGCUGGUGAUGUCUCUUCAGAUUACAAUGAGGCUGACUGGUCACAGGAGUUCAUUGCUGAAGUGACAGAUCCGCUGUCUGUGUCUCCUGCCAAGUGGGCAGAAGAAUACCUAGAGCAGUCAGAGGAGAAACUGUGGCUUGGGGAAUCAGAAGAUCAGUCCUUGGCAGAUAAAUGGUAUGAGGAAUACCAACCUGAGGAUGAUCUUAAGAAGACUGUUACUGAUUUCCUCUCCAAAGUGGAUGAUCCAAAACUCAAGAAUACUGAGUUCCUAAAGUUUGUCCGCCAGAUCGGAGAUGGGAGGGUAUCGAUCGAAGCUAAUCAGGUGACCCACAGAGACCAAGAUCAGGCAGAGCAAUGGGCAGCUGAGUUUAUACAGCAGCAGUCAGAUGUGGAGUUCUGGGACAAACUCCAGGCGGAAUGUGAGGAGAUGGCCAAGAGAGACGCAGAGGCUCACCCUUGGCUCUCUGAAUAUGAAGACCUCAACUCCUCAUCAUACGACAAGGGUUACCAGUUUGAGGAGGACAAUCCCAUGAGGGAUCACCCGGAUGCAUUUGAAGAGGGGCGGAGGCGCUUGCAGGAAGGUGACCUCCCCAACGCUGUGCUGCUCUUUGAGGCUGCGGUGCAGCAGAAGCCAGAUCACAUGGAGGCCUGGCAAUAUCUGGGAACCACCCAAGCAGAGAAUGAGCAGGAGCUUUUGGCGAUCAGCGCCCUCAGACAGUGCCUGGAGCUGCAGCCUGGGAACCUCACAGCCCUUAUGGCUUUAGCAGUCAGCUUCACCAAUGAGUCCCUGCAGAAGCAGGCGUGUGAGACCCUGCGGGACUGGCUGCGCCAUAAACCGGACUAUGCCCACCUGCUGAACAAGGAGCCAGAGGAGAGUGUCUCGGGGACAAACCUGGGGCCUUCCAAUCGUGUCCUGAGCUCCCUGCUCUCUGACUCGCUGUUCAUGGAGGUGAAAGAGCUGUUCUUAGCAGCUGUGCGCAGCAACCCCUCAGCUGUGGAUCCUGACGUCCAGUGUGGCCUGGGUGUCCUUUUCAACCUCAGUGGCGAGUACGAGAAGGCUGUGGAUUGCUUCAGUGCCGCACUCAGUGUGCGCCCCAAUGACCACCUUCUGUGGAACAAGCUGGGUGCCACCCUGGCCAACGGGAAUCGGAGUGAAGAAGCUGUGGCCGCGUAUCGCCGGGCGCUGGAGCUCCAGCCGGGAUAUAUCCGCUCUCGCUACAACCUGGGCAUCAGCUGCAUCAACUUAGGAGCCCACCGUGAGGCUGUGGAACACUUCCUGGAGGCUUUGCACAUGCAGCAGAAGAGCCGAGGUCCGCGGGGGCAGCAAGGAGCAAUGUCUGACAACAUCUGGAGCACCCUACGCAUGGCCCUCUCCAUGCUGGGGCAGAGUGACCUGUAUGGGGCAGCUGAUGCCCGUGACCUGCCCACACUGCUGCAGGCGUUUGGCCUCCAGCAGUGACUCUGGGACAGGCUUCCCUGCGAGUGCAGCGGAUGCCUAACCCAGCAAUGAAUGACCUUGCUUAGGCAGAAAAUGUUCACAUGGGUUCACACACAUCUUUGCCCUGGAAGGGCAGAUCAUUGGCAACUGUUUAUUUUUAAGUACCCCCCUGGUGAAGUGUGCAACUUCCCCAACCUGUCUGUUGUGGCCUGAGCAUUUCUGAAUGGUUCACGUUAUCACCUCCAUGACGACUGACACUGCUGGUUCACAGAUGAUCAAAGUGGGGAAGACAGCAGCACCCUGCCCUCUUGCCAGACUGCAUUUGCAGUAGUGCCCAGCUUGGCUAUGAGACCUUGGCUAUGAGAGCCAUUCUGCAGACUGCCUGCAAGGGUGUGUCUCGAGUUUGGGCUGCUUUGGAGGGGUGGGAUUGCUGUUUCACCCAAAAGGGUGAAAUAUUGUGGGGUUUGAGCAUGCUUCCCCAUAUAUGUGCUUGCAUGUGUGUAUAUGUGGGUUCCUAGGGAAAACUGGGGCAGUAAUCCCCUUUUCUGGCCACGGGUAACUUCAUGGUACUGCCAGAUGCUGCUUUCUCAGUGUCUCUUCAUGAACCUUUUAAGACAGGAGUCAUGUACUGAUGCGGAGCACAAGGGUGGAGGCUCUUACCCCGCCAGGGUAAGGGGAGAUCCCAGAGUUCAGGCUUGAGAGAAGGUGAUAGGAAUAAAAGUCUAAAAUGUAACCUCUCCCAAAAUAUGGUGGGGAAAGGGGUCAAGUCUUAAUUUUCUCUUGCUCAUCUGUCAUUGUUUUCCUUUGUGCAAAAGUCCUCAUCUUGUGUGUAACUGAAUCUUGUUAAUUAUAAAUAUCUGUAUAUGAUUCUACUGGGGAAAAUGUUUUUUAAUUGUAAAGUAUUUUGUAUAAUAAAGGUAUAAGCCCACUGCUUUUCAAA
Messenger RNA from Prinia subflava (tawny-flanked prinia), 3060 nucleotides. It is a transcript of the gene PEX5, whose product is annotated as peroxisomal biogenesis factor 5. Gene Ontology annotation, biological process: protein import into peroxisome matrix, docking. The transcript is spliced from 14 exons. Gene Ontology annotation, cellular component: peroxisomal membrane; cytosol. Gene Ontology annotation, molecular function: protein binding. Lineage: Eukaryota; Metazoa; Chordata; Aves; Passeriformes; Cisticolidae. The coding region runs from base 297 to 2141 and encodes 614 amino acids. The record is from RefSeq and is a predicted model, not a curated record.